GUGUUGUGCUCCACCCCAGAGGGAGGCACCAUGGCCGGUAAGGUGAAGUGGGUGACGGAUAUUGAGAAAUCAGUGCUCAUCAACAACUUCGAGAAGAGGGAUUGGAUUCAUGUCACCGAAAACGAUGACUGGAAUUUCUAUUGGAUGAGCAUCCAGACCAUCAGAAAUGUGUUCAGCGUGGACACCGGCUACCGCCUGACCGAUGAGCAGAUGGUUAACCACUUCCCCAACCACUAUGAGCUGACCAGGAAGGACCUGAUGAUCAAGAACAUCAAACGGUACCGCAAGGAUCUGGAGAAGGAAAGCAGUCCGCUGGCAGAGAAGGACGAGAACGGGAAAUACACUUAUUUAGAUUUUGUCCCUGUGACGUUCAUGCUCCCGGCCGAUUAUAAUCUCUUUGUGGAGGAGUAUCGAAAGAACCCGUCCAGCACGUGGAUCAUGAAACCCUGCGGGAAGGCUCAGGGCAAAGGCAUCUUCCUCAUCAACAAACUGUCCCAGAUAAAAAAAUGGUCCAGAGACAGCCGCACCUCCACGUUUGUAGCUGCAAACAGUGGCAAGGAGGCCUAUGUCAUCUCCGUGUACAUCGACAACCCUCUGCUGAUCGGAGGGAAGAAGUUUGACCUGCGCCUCUACGUUCUGGUGACUACAUAUCGACCUCUGAAAUGCUACAUGUACAAGCUGGGUUUCUGUAGGUUCUGCACAGUCAAGUACACACCCAGCACCAGUGAACUGGACAACAUGUUUGUUCACCUCACUAACGUGGCCAUCCAAAAACACGGGGAUGACUACAACCACGUCCACGGAGGCAAGUGGACGGUCAGUAACCUGCGUCUGUACCUGGAGAGCACCAGAGGGAAGGAGGUGACCAGCCGGCUGUUCGACCAGAUCCACUGGAUCGUCGUGCAGUCGCUGAAGGCCGUAGCUCCUGUGAUGAACAAUGACAAACACUGUUUUGAGUGCUACGGGUAUGACAUCAUUAUCGAUGACAAGCUCAAGCCAUGGCUUAUCGAGGUCAAUGCCUCCCCCUCGCUGACUUCCAGCACAGCCAACGACCGCAUCCUGAAGUACAACCUCAUCAACGACACCCUGAACAUCGUCAUGCCCAACGGGGACAUCCCAGACUGCCGCUGGAAUCGCAGCCCGCCCCGCGAGGCUCUGGGCAACUAUCAAGUCCUGUACGAUGAAGAGCAGGCCCAGAGUGAGAACGCUGAGCGGGACCUGCGGAGCCGCUCGGGUCAGUCCCUGGGGUCAAAGGGCAGCAAGGGGAGUGCAGGCGUUCGCCCUGUCGCCGCCACCUGGAAGUGAGGUGACAUCGCUGGCUCUUAAUGACUUCCUCCACAUCAUUACAGAGUCCAACAGUGGGCACAGGAGAUAAAAAAGAAACCAGACUUUUUUUUUUAUCCUUGCUUUUCGAUGGAGGACUGCUGACCCUGUCUCCACAUUUCACUGACUGAGGGGAGACAACUCCACUGCUGCAGAGGAGGAAAAUCAAUAUCGUGGUCCUAUUUGGAGAGUUAAUAAGCCUGGUUUGGGGAAUGUUUGUAUAAAUGACUAACUAACAAUACAGACAUUAUGUUGGUGGGGUCAAUGUCCCAACAGCUGCUCGCACCCAAGCCCAUGCUCCCUGUGAAGAUAAGGACACAAUAAAUGAGAGAAAGAAAAAGUCCAUGAAACCUUGAAAAGGAGGACAUUUGAAACUAGUAAAUUAUGUAAACCAAUGGAAUUACAAUCCAACGUAACAAGGAGGAUUAAAACCACCUGAACUAUGCAUGGUUACGAGUCCUUACACUGUAACUUGACCCCACACAGGUGCUAAAAAGAAGAAGCUCUGAGAGGAAGUGGAAUAAUAAAAUAUACAGAAUAAAGGGACAAGAGAUUGAACUGUUAUAAAGAGUCUAGAGAUAUAAUAUACGGAUAUAAUUAACUGUGCUUAAUGUGUUUAAUGAGUUUGAAUAAUGAUUUUUAUAUGUUUAUCAGUAUGCAUUUGCAGGGGGCUUCAUUACGAUUGUAUUCAGAGCUGAACCCUGUCGCACUUUAUCAAAUUGUUUUCGCUUGACUUUAAAAAUCAAUAUGUUGCAAUUUCCGUUGCACUGAAGUCAUAUCUACUGCACAUCUUAAAUACUUAUAUGUGUUGGUAAUGUAUUAGCUCUCAGCUUUAUUUGUCUGCUACUACUGACAUGUUGAAUUAGCAAUGAUGACAAGCCUUUUGAUUCACUGAAGUAAGGCUACAGUAUUUCGUUUUUUUAGCAGUAUACUUGGUACUGUGGUAUUUGCACCUUUUUUUUUUUUUUUUACAUAUAAUGUAUUAGUUAACAAUGAUUAGGGUAAUUUAAAGUGAAGAAAGGGUCAAUACACUCACCAAUAAAUCAAGGCUAAUGUCAAUGAUCAAGAUAAUCAUAAUAAUCUCUUUAUUUACUCUAAAACAAAGGGGGUCUUCUGUAUAUUGAUUAAAGUAAAAUGGAGAAAGCGUAAACACACCAGUGACCUGAUUAAGAUUACAUUCCAAGGGGUCCUAUAGCCUUUGGUAAAUCUAGUCUCUCUGGAGUUUGGAUUUAUCAGAGGUCAAUCUUUCAAAAGCUAAAUGACCUUUCUGUUCCUGCUGUUACUGAGAGGAGAUUAAGCCUCUGCAUGGCACUGUUCCGUGUCCUUGAAAUGUUGACCCUUCCCCACCACCUCUACCUUGUUGUUUCCUCAUGGACCGUUACUACAUGCAGAAUUUCCAUUUGUCAAGGUGUGUUAGCCAUAAGUGUACAAAAUUAAAUCUCUUACGAAAUUCCCCCUAAUCAUCUGAUCUGUAUGAGUAAGUGUUGGGCAGAAAGACACUCACAUCAUGACCACAUUUACUGAGAGAUGUAUUUAACUCCCAGGUGUGAGCCGACAUGAUGGUAGAUUCUCACUUCUUUAUUGUGGUCAUAAACUGUGCAGCUUUUUUUAUUUGAGCUUUGCAGCACUGAGAUCUCUUUGUAUGAUAAAUGCAUUAUUUCCCUUUAGUUUGUAUCUACCUUUCAAUAAAAUAUCCAUAUUGGUGCU
Notothenia coriiceps (black rockcod) is the source of this 3030-nucleotide messenger RNA. RefSeq names its product tubulin tyrosine ligase-like family, member 1 (gene ttll1). The record is from RefSeq and is a predicted model, not a curated record. Gene Ontology annotation, molecular function: tubulin binding; tubulin-glutamic acid ligase activity. Gene Ontology annotation, cellular component: ciliary basal body. Gene Ontology annotation, biological process: microtubule cytoskeleton organization; protein polyglutamylation. Bases 31 to 1305 code for a protein of 424 amino acids. Lineage: Eukaryota; Metazoa; Chordata; Actinopteri; Perciformes; Nototheniidae. The transcript is spliced from 9 exons.